This is a messenger RNA of Tetrahymena thermophila SB210, 732 nucleotides long. RefSeq names its product transmembrane protein, putative. NCBI's taxonomy places the organism in Eukaryota, Ciliophora, Oligohymenophorea, Hymenostomatida, Tetrahymenidae. The record is from RefSeq and is a predicted model, not a curated record. The transcript has 3 exons.
AUGAAUAUUCCUGAAUAUAUAGAGGAAUGCAGAGUUAAGUAUCUGACUGAGUUUCUUAACUCAAAUUUUUAAAACAAGAAACACUUGUAAAUCGCUUUAAUAAAAGGCAAAGAGAUAUUUGAUGCACUAUAAUAAUGUCAAGAUCUAACAAAUUUAGAUAUCGAUUGUGAUGCAAUUUCAUCUUAUGAAGAAGAUUUUAAUUAAGUGUGGCUAGGAUUGUCAAAAUGUUAAAAUCUAACUACUUUAUCUUGCUCUUUUUAUGAGUGUUGGUUAGAAUCAGUUAGUUUUUUUGAGGGAAUAUCAAAUCUCCCAAAUCUUAGAACAUUUAAUCUAUCUUGGUGUUACUAUUAUGUUGAGUAAGUUUAAUUAUUUCUUUUUUUAAUUUUGAAUAAAUAAGAAAUAAAAAAAGCAUAAAUAAUAUUUAGUUAGUUUUAUUUUUUCCUUUAAUAUAUAAUAAGUUUAAUAAUUUUUAAAGGAUUAAAUUAUCUUUUUUAUUUUAUUUAAUAAAAAAUUAUUUAACAAAUAAUAAAAUUUUAUACUUAAACUUUAAAUAGCAAAUUCAAUGAGUAAAAGGAUUUCUUCGAAGGAAUAUCAAAAUGCAAGAAUGUUAAUCAUAUGGAUUUAAAUCUAUAGUAAAUUAUUAGUAUCUUUUUUAGUUGCUUUAAUAUGAAAAAGAAUAUUUUGCUUAACAUAAUUUAUAUUUUCAUUAAAUAAGUUAGAUUAUUUUUAUGA